Molecule: messenger RNA, 1075 nt
Organism: Haliotis rufescens (red abalone)
Lineage: Eukaryota; Metazoa; Mollusca; Gastropoda; Lepetellida; Haliotidae
Exons: 9
Coding region: 85-996 (303 amino acids)
Molecular function (GO): metallopeptidase activity
Source: RefSeq, a predicted model, not a curated record
CAUACAGACAUCGCAUGUUGUUUAUCUCAGGAUAAAACUCCAGCUGUUGCUUGGCUGGUGGGAUUGGACUUGAGGACGCUCAGCAUGUUUGGCUUGGUGUGGAUCAGCGUGUUGGCAGUCAGUUUUACAGGUGUGUUCGGGGACGUCCCUCAUCGGCUGAGCCCUGAGGACCGCGAGACGCUGCUCCGCCUGGGGUCACCCCGAGCAUCUCUCCCCGCGGGCUUCAAAUACAAGUAUGUGGGUAGCGGAGGGGUCAUCAAGAACACCACAUCCUCCGGCCACUGGUUGGAGGUUGCCGCGAGUCCCAAUACUACCGAAACUGGGCACUAUGAGGCGGCACUGAUCGUGAGUAAAAUGACACGCCACAUGCCCUCGGUAGUCUUCGCCAAGCUCUCCGCGGGUGGGUCUGUGGGGGUGUUCACACGGACAGAGACACUCGCCAUCUACCCGGAAUACUAUGGACUGAAGGACACGCCCGCCUGUAAUGGAAGCUGCGCCGGACAUUGUUCUGCUUCCUGUACGUUUGACGGCCGGAAGUGGAGCACCGUUGCUGGAGCCGGCGGAGCGAGGGCCGUGGUCCUUGACGACAACGUGAUGUGUACGUCACGUGACCCCUAUAAUCACCAUGAGAACAUACUGGUUCACGAGUUCACCCAUACCAUCCACCACCAUGGCCUUGAUUCCCGACACUCCAGGGAGGUCAUUGCGGCCUACAACCACGCUAAGUACGUGAACCUGUGGGUGCUGUCGGCGUACGCCAUGGCCGACCGUGGGGAGUACUUCGCGGAGGGCGCCACAGCUUACUUCAACGUCAACCAGGAGGCCAGCGCUGCAGGCAUGAACAAGUGCGACGGGACCCACUACUGCACCAGUGAGACUGCGGCUCGGAACUACCUCAAACUCCACGACAACAGCCUGUACAACGUCCUCACUUACGUCUUAACCAACAACCAUCCCGAGACGCCCAGCCAGCUGGCUGUGUGCCAGAGGAGCUAGGGUGAACUGGUCAGGGGAGCGAACCUAUUACACGGGAUUCUUGGUGGUUCCAAUAGCAAAUAAAUAUCAUUGAUAUGUA